AUGUCUAAAGUCAUUCUCAUCUUGGGCGGAGCCGGAGCUCAAAACUCUGCCGUGGCCCGAGAGCUGGUCAAAAAUGAGGACUUUUCGGUCAGAAUCUUGUCACGAAAUGCUAAGUCUGAGGAGAGCGUCUCUCUUGCCGCCAUCCCCCGCAUCACCGUGGUUGAAGGCGACACUUAUGACGAGGACAAUCUCGUUGCUGCAUUUAAGGGAGUCUACGCCGUUUUCGUCAACACCAACGGUUUCGCGAUUGGUGAGAAGGCCGAGAUCUUCUGGGGCAUUCGCAUCUAUGAGAUUGCCUACUGGGCUGGUGUCAAGCACUUCGUCUACAGCUCUCUGCCGUUCGUGUCCAAGAAGUCUGGAUUCAACCCCAAGUAUCGUGUCCCUUUCGUCGACGGCAAGGCAAAGGUUGUCGACUUCCUGAAGGCUCAGCCAACCGAUAAGAUGAACUGGAGUGCCAUUGAAAGCGGCCCCUAUCCCGAGUCCCACCUUGCUACAUGGUCUCCCGCCAAGGGAGAUGAUGGGGUCUAUGUAUUCCGCAUGCCCAUCGAGGCUGACGGCGCUAUGGCAAUGGUAGGAUUGGUCGACUUCGCCUGGUUUGCUCGAUACAUGUUUGAGCACCCCAAGGAAUUCGAAGCCGACUUGCUCAGUGUUGGCAUUGACCACGUAAACGGCAACACUAUUGCUGCCGCCUUUACCGCAGUGACUGGAGAGCCUGCUCGCUUCGAGCCUCUACCUCUCUCCGCAGUGGCCGAGUCGUGGCCAGACACCAAGAUUGGUCUUGCUGGAUCUCCAGGCUAUGAAGACCCAACACUCAAGACCAUGGCCGAGAUGUUUGUUCCUUGGUUCACCAUCUGGCAAGAGAGCGGUGGUAACAAGGGCCUUUGGACCAAGGACUAUGCUCGCUUGGACAAGAUUCACCCUAAUCGCAUCAAGACUAUUGAGGAGUGGAUGCGUUCAGUCGGCUACUCAACUGAGAAAUAUCAGACUGCUUUAAAAACCGGGAUCUUUGGCCAGGCAUGA
Messenger RNA from Trichoderma breve, 1020 nucleotides. Its product is annotated as nmrA-like family domain-containing protein. The transcript is spliced from 2 exons. NCBI's taxonomy places the organism in Eukaryota, Fungi, Ascomycota, Sordariomycetes, Hypocreales, Hypocreaceae. The record is from RefSeq and is a predicted model, not a curated record. The coding region runs from base 1 to 1020 and encodes 339 amino acids.